Molecule: messenger RNA, 1096 nt
Organism: Nicotiana tabacum (common tobacco)
Lineage: Eukaryota; Viridiplantae; Streptophyta; Magnoliopsida; Solanales; Solanaceae
Source: RefSeq, a predicted model, not a curated record
GACCUUAUUUGUGUACUAUACGCCACUCACCAGUAAGGAAACCGGAAGCGGGAGCGUGCGCUCCAAAGCCCAAGAAUUGAGGGCAAGCCAAAACUCACCGAACAUCUCCGGCCACAAUCCACCUCUUCCGGCUGUCGUCAUUCUGUAGUUGACAUCUUUGUCAUAAAUUUCUAGUGCCGGUUGUGCAUCGUCUUUCGUCUUAUUAGUCUGUCGACUGGUCUCUUCUUGUUUGUUUAAUAUGGACCAGCAAUCGGUCCCGAUUCCGUCAGUUGUUCCUCCGUCUCUUCCGCCACCACCACCACCGUCGGCGAGCAGUUCUAAUGGAGGAGGAGGUUGCCAAGUUCGGUGUGCUGGUUGCAAGAUGAUAUUGACAGUCGCUGCGGGACUGACGGAGUUUGUGUGCCCUACCUGUCAGUUGCCGCAGAUGCUACCUCCGGAGCUCAUGCCUCAACAACAGCGCAGCAGUGCCCUGGCUCAUGGCAUUGAUCCCACCAAGAUCCAGUUGCCCUGCGCUCACUGCAAGGCCAUACUUAACGUCCCUCAUGGCCUCUCUCACUUCUCUUGCCCUCAAUGUGGGAUCGACCUCGCCGUUGAUAUCUCCAAAAUUAGGCAAUUUCUUCCUCAUCCUUCUCAUCCUGCUGCUCUCCGUCCUCCUCCCCCUCUACCGCCUAUGCCUCAGGAAGAAGUUAACGAGGUUGCCAUUGAAGUAGAACGUGAAGAAGAUGAGGGUGGCAUGGCUGGAGAAACUUUCAUGGACUAUCGGCCUCCCAAGCUAUCUAUUGGACCUCCACAUCCUGAUCCUAUAGUGGAGACAUCUUCCUUAUCUGCAGUACAACCACCUGAACCCACCUACGAUCUGAAGAUCAAAGAUGACUUGGAAAGCUCAAACGCAUUGUCCUGCCUACAAAUUGAGACAUUGGUUUAUGCUUGUCAGAGACACCUUCAGUUCCUUCCAAAUGGUACCAGAGCAGGAUUUUUUGUAGGUGAUGGUGCUGGUGUGGGGAAAGGACGAACAAUUGCUGGACUAAUAUGGGAGAAUUGGCACCAUGGUAGAAGGAAAGCAUUGUAAGUUUUCGGCUAAAAGAAGUGCAUUUUU